This is a messenger RNA of Notodromas monacha, 602 nucleotides long. The record is from the annotation of a GenBank genome assembly. NCBI's taxonomy places the organism in Eukaryota, Metazoa, Arthropoda, Ostracoda, Podocopida, Cyprididae.
AGAGACCCGGAGGAUUGAUCCAGUGUUCAUUCGCUGCAUGCGCGGUGCUGGAGAACAGAGAGUGUCAAGUGAUUUUGGUUCUUGGUUUUCAAGAAACUUGAAUUCGUUCCAAGAUGAAGUGUGUAUCCUUGGGUGUCCAGAAGAUGUUUUAUAGUCUGGGAUUCAAAAUUGGCCGAUACCCUGCGUUUUUCGUGGGUAUGUCGCUAUUGAUGUGCAUCAUGUUACAAGCGUCAAUGCGAUCCAUAAGUUUCAAUGCCGGUCAGAAUGAAUACGUCGCACCGCGGAACACUGAGUCUCGGAAGGAUGAAAUCGUGCACAACUAUUUCAACUCUCUGCAAUAUAAAUGCCAAAAAGACUUCACCGAGCCGAAUACGACCAUGCUUGCUGGGAAAUUGAUGCCGGACCGUGUUGCUACCAUGUUCAAUGUUCUCGGCGUGAUUGUGAAAGCAAAAGACGGGGGCAGCGUGUUGAGACAAAAGGUGUUCCGCGAAAUCAACUUGAUCCAGCAGGAGAUCCUCAAGGUUCAAAUCGAAAGUUUACACAGGAAGUGGCAGUAUGCAGAUGUUUGUCUCCCGAUGUAUCCGAAGUGCGACGAAGAAAAG